CCUAACAAGUCAAGGUGAGCGGCGACCUGACACUUCAAACUUCCAUUUCAACAUCUGUCUUCGUCUGGGUCUGUUGAACUAUACUGACCAGACACUACACGCAGUAUCCUCAGCUGCUCUGCUCAUACCCUCCUUCACUUCAUAUUGUACAGUGUGAACGAUACAUAUCUAUACCUUCAUUGCAACACUGCCCCCGCUCGUCACUAUAAACCCCCACCAACGCUCCCUGCGACUACCUUUCACCACGACGGUGAGGUCUGGUCAUCAUAGCCAAACUGGGGAAAAGAAGGAUCACUAACGAGGACCUUGCUAGUCCGAACAAGCGAACUAUGACAGAUAUAAAGAUGCAGGUGGACAGUCCAGCGGCUGUUGCCGAGCAGAUACGCUCUACCGAUGGAGAAAUUGACGAGUCCCUCUACAGUAGACAGCUCUAUGUUCUGGGCCACGAGGCUAUGAAACGUAUGGGCUUGUCCAAUGUGCUCAUCGUUGGUCUCAGAGGUCUGGGUGUUGAGAUCGCCAAGAACAUCGCACUAGCUGGUGUCAAGUCUCUUACUCUUUACGACCCUCGCCCUGCUACUUUGGCUGACCUUUCUUCCCAAUUCUUUCUCCGCCCCGAAGACGUUGGAAAUCCCCGCGCCUCCGUCACGGUACCGCGCGUUGCAGAGCUCAAUCCUUAUACUCCAGUACAGGAACACCAAUCAGCGGAUCUGCUGGAUGAUUUGGGCUCGUUGAAGCAAUAUCAGGUGGUUGUUCUGACAGACACUCCGCUCAGGGACCAGUUGACCAUAUCCGAUUUCUGUCAUGCCAAUGGUAUAUAUAUUGUAAUAGCUGACACCUUCGGUCUGUUCGGGUCGAUCUUCACAGAUUUUGGGAAGAAUUUUACCUGCGGCGAUCCCACUGGUGAGAAUCCUCAGAGUGGUAUCGUUGCAUGGAUUGGUACGGAUGGCCUCGUCUCCGUGUCGGAUGAGACUAGACAUGGUCUAGAAGACGGUGAUUUUGUUACUUUCUCGGAGAUAGACGGCAUGGAGGGUCUUAAUAACUCUGCGCCUCGCAAGAUCACUGUGUCGGGUCCUUACACCUUCUCGAUUGGCGAUGUAUCCGGAUUAGGACAGUACACGCGGGGUGGUUUGUUUCAACAAGUCACGAUGCCGAAAUUCAUUGACUUUGAGCCACUCCGAAAGCAGCUCCGCAGACCAGAGAUCAUCAUUUCCGAUUUUGCAAAAUUUGAUCGACCAGCUCAGCUACAUGUAGGAUUCCAAGCACUGCACGCGUUUGCUGAAAGUCGUGGCGGGUCCUACCCCCGGCCGCAUAACGAUGCUGAUGCCGCUGAGGUUUUCAAGAUUGCUUCGGGCCUGGCCAAAGAGGGUGAAGAACUUAUCGAAUUGGACGAGAAGCUCAUCAGAGAGCUGAGCUACCAGGCACAGGGAGAUCUGAGCCCGAUAGCGGCUUUCUUUGGUGGUCUCGCAGCUCAAGAGGUACUGAAAUCCGUUUCAGGGAAGUUCCAUCCUGUCAAGCAAUGGGUAUACUUCGAUUCCUUGGAGUCACUCCCUACAUCAGUCCAACGAUCCGAAUCUCUUUGCGCGCCCCAGGGUAGUCGCUACGACGGUCAAAUCGCUGUCUUUGGGACCGAAUAUCAACAAAAACUUGCCAACGUCAAAGAGUUCCUCGUCGGCGCUGGUGCCAUUGGCUGUGAGAUGUUGAAGAAUUGGGCCAUGAUGGGUCUUGCGUCCGGCAAUGGCCAUAUUUUUGUUACGGACAAUGAUCAAAUUGAAAGAAGCAAUCUCAAUCGUCAAUUCCUAUUUCGAGCCAAUGAUGUUGGAAAGGAAAAAAGCACUUGCGCUACGGAGGCUGUACAAGUCAUGAAUCCCGACCUGAAGGGUAAAAUGACGGCACUCAAUGAUCCCGUCGGUUCAGGCACUGAGAAAAUAUUCCACGAGGCAUUUUGGGAUUCACUAGAUGCCGUAACAAACGCUCUCGACAAUAUAGAGGCCAGAACAUACGUCGACCAAAAAUGUGUCUUCCAUUACAAACCUCUUGUUGACAGCGGAACGCUUGGAACCAAGGGCAACACGCAGGUCGUGCUUCCAAACCUUACCCAGACUUACAGCAGCUCUCAAGACCCUCCGGAGAAGACCUUUCCAAUGUGUACACUUAAAUCAUUCCCGCACCGUAUUGAACACACUAUUGCUUGGGCCAAGGAGAUGUUUCACACGUACUUUACUGGCCCAGCUGAAAUGGUUAAUCUCUAUCUCACUAUGCCGAAUUACCUGAACAGUAAGACAUUUCGGGAGAAUGGUAACCAAACCCAGGUACUGGAGACGCUACGGGAUUUCUUGGUUACAGAGAAGCCUCUCACUUUCGACGAUUGCAUCGCCUGGGCACGAUAUCAAUUUGAGAAGCAUUUCAACAAUGGAAUCUCGCAGCUACUCCAUAACUUCCCCAAGGACUCGAGGACAUCCAAGGGUGAGUUGUUUUGGACCGGCUCGAAACGGGCUCCAGAUCCGCUUAAAUUUGAUGCAAACAAUGCCACACAUUUCGCCUUCGUUGAAUCUGCCGCUAACUUGCACGCCUUCAACUACAACAUCAAUUCGAGAGGUGUUGCUAAGGACCACUAUAUGAAGAUACUGGAUAAUUUGAUCAUUCCGGACUUCAAGCCUGACCCGGGUGUUAAGAUUCAAGCGAGCGACAAGGAUCCCGAUCCCAACGCUCGCAAUUCAGAUUUGGACCAGGAUGAUCUGUCUGUACUGGCAAACUCGGUACCUCCUCCAAAAUCUCUGGCUGGAUUUCAACUUGAACCAGUCGUGUUCGAGAAAGACGAUGAUACCAAUUAUCAUAUUGACUUUAUCGCUGCCGCUGCAAAUCUCCGCGCGGAGAACUACAAUAUCACGCAAGCUAAACGUCACCAAAUAAAACUCAUUGCUGGAAAGAUUAUUCCCGCAAUUGCAACAACGACAGCCCUUGUGACUGGUCUCGCCAACUUGGAAAUCUACAAGAUCAUUGAUGGCAAGACCGACAUUGAGCAGUACAAGAAUGGAUUUGUAAAUCUUGCGCUACCCUUUUUCGGAUUCAGCGAGCCGAUGCCAAGUCAAAAGUAUACAUAUAUCGUUCGAAAUGAACAAAAGAAGGACAAAGUCGAAUUUGUCCACACAUUCGAUAGAUUUUGGGGUCGCUUCGAAGUCAAAAACAUGACGCUAAGACAAUUCUUAGAUUUGUUCGAAGAUAAGACAGGCAUGACAAUCUCAAUGAUGACCUCGGGCCGUAGCCUCCUCUACUUCGAUAUAAGAAAAGAUGCCGCCGAUAUUAUGGAUUUGACGUUGCUUAAGCUGGUUGAAAAGGGGACCAAGGAAAAAGUACCCGACCACCAAAAGAAUGUCAUUAUCGAUGCACUCCCAAAUGCGCCACGGCAGGUACCGCAGGUACCAAAACCGCCUCAUACAGAACUGCCUGAGCGCGCUCCUCGAUUCAACCCGUUUCUACUUGAAACAGUAGAGGAAAGCUCAGGGGAGCCUCCAGAUGAUUUCGACAUUCCUUAUGUAAUGGUCAAAGUUACCGAAGACGCCGUGCCCGUGUCCAAAAAAAUUGUGAAACGACUCAUGCUAGAACCCGAACAAGAAAAAAAGCAGCCGAAUGAGUCGAAGGAGCCGCGAUACUUGACGGUGCAGGAUCAAGAGAUCGAUGUCUUUUCCGACGACGCUUUCCGAUAUCGUUAGAAGACGUGCCGACGACACUAUGAGAGGUAGCGAUGGUGAGCUUGGAGCCCGGGGGUAGCUUUGACAGGAGGACUAGCAAGCUUAAACAGUUCUAGAAUAGACAUGAAUACUUGUGAUUAUGGUAAAACCUGACUAAACAUGAUUAUGCGGAUAAUUCCGAGAAGAUAUCCAUCGGCUAUAUGUCGGACAUAAUUCCCCUCUCAUUCAAACAUUGUGGCGGAAGUCCCCCCUCAGAUUAAAAUGUGCUAGACACCUACAGCAUCAGUCCAUUCCAAUAAAUACUCCCG
Molecule: messenger RNA, 3997 nt
Organism: Pseudovirgaria hyperparasitica
Lineage: Eukaryota; Fungi; Ascomycota; Dothideomycetes; Acrospermales; Acrospermaceae
Product: ubiquitin-activating enzyme E1
Exons: 3
Coding region: 345-3710 (1121 amino acids)
Biological process (GO): protein sumoylation
Cellular component (GO): SUMO activating enzyme complex; cytoplasm
Molecular function (GO): SUMO activating enzyme activity
Source: RefSeq, a predicted model, not a curated record